AUGUGUAGACCGGUGCGCUCGACUGCACUCACGUUGUAUCACGGCACCGUGAGAACCGAACCUGCGGCCAGUGGAUACGUAAUCAUAUCAUACCAUGAUAGCACGGUGCGCGAGUGUGGAGGUACCGCCACGCUGCUCUCGGUUGAAGUUCGUGAGGGCACAUGGGGUGCUGUGCCCCGGGGCUCCGGCGUUGUCGUCGAGUGGGCCGGAGACAACGCCCCGCUAAGAGCCGGUGACAGAUUAGUGGAAGUGAACGGCACGUGGACGGUGUCGUGUCGUAGUGUGGAGGAGGUGCAGCGGGCGGCGACCAGCUCCAACCCGGCGCGACUGGUGGUCAUCCGAGGGUACCCCACGCAGCAGCACCAGCCAAUACACUCCAAUACUUUUACUCAUAACGAAGCUAGUUCUCUGCGCGCGGAGCUGAACGCGCUGCGCACAGCAUCUGAGGAGACGGAGCGCGCCAAAGAGAGCCUGCGGACUGACAACACGCGCCUCACGCACCGAAUCUCGUACCUCGAGGAGCAGGUCGCCGAGAUGCUGGCCAGGCAUGCACAGGUACAACCCACAAGCAGCAACGACAGUUGCAUAACUGUUAAUAAAUCAAAGAAAAAUGUGACCAAUAUUAACAUCACUACGGAACCCCAAUCAAAGAGUAAACAUAGUCCGAAAUCAGAAGUUCAGGUGUUCCAAAAGGGUCCGGACAUCACGGCCAUCGUCGCCAAAUUACCUGGACUGGACGGAGCUGAAGCUAACCUGCCCCUCAUGAGGCCAAGGUCCAACGCUUCUGGAGCGUCGUCCAGAGCCGCAGUAUCUCCUCGAGCCUCGCCACAACCAAACUACAGAUCCCACAGCUCGCACAGUUUGGAACACAAAGCUGGGCGCAUGCGGCAUUCUCUCUCACACCACUGCAUACACGGCGCUAUGGAUUACAGCGCGGAAACAGAUGCCGCAAUACGUAUGAUCGAACGAAACCAAAGACACAUGGAGAAACAACGCAUGAAAUCAGAAAAACUAAACAGAACCAAGACAGAAGAAUACUUCCGAUCAGACAGCGAUUUGGACGUGAAAGAUUCUCGCAUAAACAUGAGCGCUUGCGACCCCAAACAUUAUGAGAUCAAAAAAGCAGCCGACCGUAUAGAAGAGAGCAUCAAGAAAACCAAUUGGGCUGAGAGGAAAACGCUGUCAAUAAUUGAACAGUUGAAACGGUCGCAGCGGUUAAGGAAGAUGAAGAAGAAUGAUAGCUCAGAAGAUAUUCAGGUAGAAUCUGAGAAGCAUUACAUGUACCAUAGGAUAGAUGGCAAAGUGUUGGAGAAUGCCCACAAGUCGAGUCGAAGAACAUCGAAACUACACAGCAGAAGCGCCAAGUCUUCAGAAUUCGAAUCGGAGUGUUCCGACUACCCUAACGGUGACAUGUACAGCAGUUCUCCGAGGAUAGACUACGGGUCUGAAAGCUGCUCAAGGUUGAGUCACUAUCGGAAAAACGAGGAUAGGAGAGAUAGUGACGUGAAGUCAAGACCCACUCCACCGCGAAAACCACUUCGUCUAUCUUUACAUAAGGCGCGUAGUGCCCACUCUUUAGUAAACGGGAGCGAAUCAGAAACACCUAGUAGACCAUUAUCGGAACUGCAGAAUGGCGACCUUCAAGAUUGUCAGAAGAGACCAGUGAAAAGAACUCACGGAGCCGAUAAGUGGGCAAGGGAAAGAAUAAGGGAUCCAGGACGAGCUACUCCAAGACCGACGCGGAAACUCUUGAACGGGCUGAGCGCGUGCGAGACUCCAGCAGCCGAUGCUCUGUACCCUGAGAAUACUCAUAAACCGAUGAAAGCGAAUGGUGUCAUGCAUUCAGCAGGCAAGUGGUGCUAAAGUCGAAAAGAACAGUCCAGUACGUACAAUUACGAAAAAUCAACAACGUUUUACUGCAGAUGACAACGGCUCGAAGGUCGCGCAGCUGCGUUUCUAAUGUACACGUGCCAUGCGAUAAGGAUUCUAGGAAGUCGCAAGAACGUGCACGGUGGCACGUGUAGAGAGUGUAU
Molecule: messenger RNA, 2033 nt
Organism: Achroia grisella
Lineage: Eukaryota; Metazoa; Arthropoda; Insecta; Lepidoptera; Pyralidae
Exons: 5
Coding region: 1-1863 (620 amino acids)
Molecular function (GO): protein binding
Source: RefSeq, a predicted model, not a curated record